UCGUAGUGGAAUAAAGACAACUAAGGAUUGUAUUUCGAAAGUCCCGAAAGAGGGCGUUUCUAGAAUAUCUAAAUAUCUAGAUUUCAGACAUGGUGCUUAAAGGAACAUGCGUAUUUGAGCAUUAUGUGCACCGUUGUUCAAAGUCGACGCCUCAAGUUAGACCUCGGUUCGCCAGAGUCCAAAUUUCUCAACUGCGUUGGAGUGCACCCAAUAUUCAAGAACGGUGAUGUCAGGCCAAGCUUUUUAAGGCGUCUUUUGACCUGCGGCAGAAUCGCUCGCUAGAUACAAUGUCCUUCUCUUUCGGUUUACCAGAUGCUUCGUUAUGGGCUCUUCCAAAGUUCGAUACACAGGUGCCCCCAUCGCCCUUUCAAUGUGAAAAAUUAACCAAGAUCUUCGCAGCCUCAAUGAAGGUUUCCACGCCUUUGACGAUCGCUAUUGUCUACUUCACCUCUGUACAUUUCAUUAAUCCUAUCGUUGUUAGAAGACAGUUGAAGAAAGCAAAUGUUUCUCAGAAAGACGGCGCAAAGUUGACAGAGAAAGAGAUGAAGAGAUUGAAGCCUGCCCCAUAUAAAAUUGCGACUUAUGGUAUGUUCAAGCUCUUUGUUCUCUUGCACAACAUCUUUCUUUGCGCCUACUCGGUCUGGACUUUCGUUGGCAUGCUCAACUCGUUUUCUAGAACCGUCAGUCAGAUUCAAUUAAAGACCAACACUGAUAGCACCUUGGUGAAUUUCGUGCAUGCCGUCUGUGACUUGGAGAACGGGAUUUUCCAGCAAACAACCGAGGACCACAACUUGGCGCUUUUUGGAUGGUGGUUUUACAUUUCCAAGUUCUACGAGGUGAUUGACACGAUAAUCAUUUUGUUGAAAGGCAGACCAUCCAGUCUUUUGCAAAGCUACCACCAUGCCGGUGCCAUGAUGUGCAUGUGGAGUGGUAUUAGAUACCAAAGUCCCCCUAUUUGGAUCUUUGUGGUAUUCAAUUCUUUCAUUCACUCUUUGAUGUACUUUUACUUUACUUUGGCUUGCUUGAAGAUCCGUGUGCCCACAAUUGUGAAGAGAGCAUUGACCUCCAUGCAAAUUUCGCAAUUUGUGCUUGGAGGCUCUUUGGCUGUUUUCCACGCUUUUAUCUGGUACAGUGAUGUCACUGGUCUGGAGCCCAGUGGAUGCAUAAACACUUCAGCUAAGGCUUUACCUUUGUUGAUCAACGUUGCAUACUUGACGCCCUUGACGGCGUUGUUUGCAGCUUUCUACAUCGAGAGUUACAUCAAAAGGAAGACUGCGUAGGCCUGCUUGACCGUGAUUUCUUAAAGAGCCAGACCUCGUGAAAAGGACAGCAUGACAAAAAUAUAGUAUAUAAACUGCCCCGAAAUGUUCUUAGGGCACAAUCAAAAGACUUCAGUUUACCAUUUCGUUCUACGAGUCACAUGACCUCGCAGUCUGUUUAUAAACAUGGCGAUCAUUUCGUCAGCCUUCGCCGGGGGCUUCCAUUAAAGUUCUUUGAAAUUAUGCAAGCGUAACGGGUAUAGCACCAAGACUACGCCUUGGCCAAAUCAUGCAGUCGAAACUCUUCCCUACUAAUAUAUGUUGAUACAUAUAUUUAUUGUACUCAUUUCAGGCAUAAUUGGC
Molecule: messenger RNA, 1622 nt
Organism: Metschnikowia bicuspidata var. bicuspidata NRRL YB-4993
Lineage: Eukaryota; Fungi; Ascomycota; Pichiomycetes; Serinales; Metschnikowiaceae
Exons: 1
Coding region: 288-1280 (330 amino acids)
Biological process (GO): fatty acid elongation, monounsaturated fatty acid; sphingolipid biosynthetic process; fatty acid elongation, polyunsaturated fatty acid
Cellular component (GO): endoplasmic reticulum membrane
Molecular function (GO): fatty acid elongase activity
Source: RefSeq, a predicted model, not a curated record